AUUUAACCUUUGGGAACAAGGCAACUAGCGUUUGGCAGCAGGAAUCCAACCAGUGCCCUGAGUGCUGAGGCAGAGAGGAGGACAGAAGAAACAAGAGGCUGGAGAUUGUCAAAUUCAGUAUCCCAGUUGGCUCUUGACUCUUGGUGAAACCAUCCCUCAGCUCCUAGAGGGAGAUUGUUAGAUCAUGAAACUAAUUACUAUCCUUUUCCUCUGCUCCAGGCUGCUACUAAGUUUAACCCAGGAAUCACAGUCUGAGGAAAUUGACUGCAAUGACAAGGAUUUAUUUAAAGCUGUGGAUGCUGCUCUGAAGAAAUAUAAUAGUCAAAACCAAAGUAACAACCAGUUUGUAUUGUACCGCAUAACUGAAGCCACUAAGAUGGUGAGCUCUGACACGUUUUAUUCCUUCAAGUACGAAAUCAAGGAGGGGGAUUGUCCUGUUCAAAGUGGCAAAACCUGGCAGGACUGUGACUACAAGGAUGCUGCAGAAGCGGCCACUGGAGAAUGCACGGCAACUGUGGGGAAGAGGGGCAGUACGAAAUUCUCCGUGGCUACUCAGACCUGCCAGAUUACUCCAGCCGAGGGCCCUGUGGUGACAGCCCAGUACGACUGCCUCGGCUGUGUGCAUCCUGUAUCAACGCAGAGCCCAGACCUGGAGCCCAUUCUGAGACACGGCGUUCAGUACUUUAACAACAACACUCAACAUUCCUCCCUCUUCACGCUUCAUGAAGUAAAACGGGCCCAAAGACAGGUGGUGGCUGGAUUGAACUUUCGAAUUACCUACUCAAUUGUGCAAACGAAUUGUUCCAAAGAGAAUUUUCUGUUCUUAACUCCAGACUGCAAGUCCCUUUCGAAUGGUGAUACCGGUGAAUGUACAGAUAAUGCAUACAUCGAUACUCAGCUACGAAUUGCUUCCUUCUCACAGAACUGUGACAUUUAUCCAGGGGAGGAUUUUGUACAACCACCUAUCAAGAUUUGCGUGGGCUGCCCCAGAGAUAUACCCACCAACAGCCCAGAGCUGGAGGAGACGCUGACUCACACCAUCACAAAGCUUAAUGCAGAGAAUAACGCAACUUUCUAUUUCAAGAUUGACAAUGUGAAAAAAGCAAGAGUACAGGUGGUGGCUGGCAAGAAAUAUUUUAUUGACUUCGUGGCCAGGGAAACCACGUGUUCCAAGGAAACUAAUGAAGAGUUGACCGAAAGCUGCAAGACCAAAAAACUUGGCCAAAGCCUAGAUUGCAACGCUGAAGUUUAUGUGGUGCCCUGGGAGAAAAAAAUUUACCCUACUGUCAACUGUCAACCCCUGGGAAUGAUCUCACUGAUGAAAAGGCCUCCAGGUUUUUCACCUUUCCGAUCAUCACAAAUGGGGGAAAUAAAAGAAGAAACAACUAGUCACCUAAGGUCCUGCGAGUACAAGGGUCGACCCCCAAAGGCAGGGGCAGAGCCAGCAUCUGAGAGGGAGGUCUCUUGACCAAUGGGCAGAAUCUCCACUCAAGGCACAUAGCCCCAACCACCUCUGUCAGCAACUUUGAGAGGAAGGACAAGAAGAAAGAUGGGAUAGAAUUUAAAUAGAGAAGAAUGCCAUUUUAUCACUCUGCCUCUGGGUGAAAUAAAGAUCAGUCUUGAUAUUCUUACUCUAAUUCACAGUCGUCUCCUUUCAGCCCUACCCAUCCUGCAGCAAAUUCCAGCUGGUCAGAGAGUCAGUGCUGUGGCUCUGCCAUGGAGGCUCAUAACCCAACACUGGAACAUUCUCUAACCAAGGCAGAAGUCCUUAGGCGGGACUUCCUUACCACCAUGGGUGCUAAAAGAAGAGUUAGUAGGCCAUGCUUCUACCAGUAAUCUAAGGACUCUCUCCUUCUCUUCUUCCUCUUUCUCCAGAUUUCCAAGCCUUAGCUAAGAGUAAUUUGGCUUGUUUAGUAUUGUUUUCUUAUGGUCCAGUUAAUUACCAAAGAUAUUUUUAAAAUUAUCUCUGUUAAUACAAUGUCUACCAACUUCUCACUAUCAGAAAAUACUCAACCUCCAAAACAAUUUGAAAUUAUCUUUCUGAUCCAGGUAAAGAAGCAAAUUGGAAAUCAAUAAAAUAAAAAGUGACGGAGA
Molecule: messenger RNA, 2094 nt
Organism: Symphalangus syndactylus (siamang)
Lineage: Eukaryota; Metazoa; Chordata; Mammalia; Primates; Hylobatidae
Gene: KNG1
Product: kininogen 1
Biological process (GO): positive regulation of cytosolic calcium ion concentration; negative regulation of blood coagulation; negative regulation of endopeptidase activity
Cellular component (GO): blood microparticle; extracellular region
Molecular function (GO): cysteine-type endopeptidase inhibitor activity
Source: RefSeq, a predicted model, not a curated record